AUGGAUGAAAUUAAAACAAAAAUCGAUGUUAUUGAAAUGUUAGUUGAUGAAGAUAAUACUGAUCUAAUUGAUGCAAUUGAUAAAUUAAAAGAAGCUCAUAUUACAGUUCAAGAAACUUUUCAAAAUUAUCAAAAUACAGUUGAAGCAUUAACAUUAUUAAAUUUACAACUUGAGAUUGAUAAAACUUAUUAUAAAACAUCUUUAUUUGAUUCAAACAAGAAUUUUUUAGAAGAAUGGACUCUUGAUUUAUUAAAUGAAUUUUACAAUUAUUUUCCAAAUCAAUAUAAAGUUUAUUUUGAAAAUAUAAUAGUAAAAGAGAUU
Scutellospora calospora is the source of this 321-nucleotide messenger RNA. The record is from the annotation of a GenBank genome assembly. Lineage: Eukaryota; Fungi; Glomeromycota; Glomeromycetes; Diversisporales; Gigasporaceae.